AUGCCGCCCUCGAGUAGGCGUCGCACGCGCCGCAAGGAGAUUCAACUGCAGGAAACCUCGGACGCGGAGGCUCCGGAUUCCUCGCCCAGUCGGCCAUCAGUCAAGAAGCGCAAGGUCGAGCAUCACUCUACGCCGCCCCCGCGACAGCAGCCGCGAGUCAAGACACCUGAGCCGGCGUCCGCGGAUGAGGCGGACGACUCGUCGCCCGAUAAUGAAUUGGCUGCCAACCAGGACCUGGUCGAUACGGUCAUCUCGUCGCUCAAUGUCGCCCGGGAGGACGUCAACGUGCUGCGGGAUCAUUCGAACGCGAAGGCUGAGAAUAAACAGAGUAUCCGCGCGUACGCGAAGAUUGCCGGCCGCAACUGGACGUACUAUGUCAAGACGCUGCAUGUCAACAUCGGACGACCCCCGGAUCGCGAGCAGAAGCUGGACGAACAGUCGAGUCCCGUCACCAUCGCCGCCCGCGCCCUGCCAGAGGUGCACGUCGACCUGGGCCCCAGCAAGUUCGUCUCACGGCUACAUGCGGAGAUUUUCUACGAUGGCGAGCAGACGGCUUCCUGGCACAUUCGAGUCAACGGUCGAAAUGGCGUCCGAUUGAACAACGUGAUGCUGAAACGCGGUUCGGACGCGGUCAUCAGCUGCGGCGAUAUCAUCGAGAUCGCCAACACGCAGAUGAUGUUCGUCACGCCCGGGGAUAAAGCCAACAUCCACCCCAGCUUCGUCGAACGCGCCCAACGCAUCGCCGCCGGCGAGGAGCCUCCCUCGUGGGACGACGCGCAGCACGCACACCCGCCGCCGACCCAGACGCACCAGCGGCGCAUGUCUUUGAUAUCCAACAGCGGAUAUCCAGCGUCAGCCGCCGGCCCCAGUGGCCAGCCCAGCUUGGCUCCUGCUCCGCAGUUUCUCAAGCGGCAGGUCACGCCGCCUCCGCGCUCCCCCGAUACCGCGGGGGCGCGUACGGCCAAGCCGUCCCCGCUGUAUAACCGUGGCAUGAUGAUGGAGAGUACGGAGGAGAUCGAUUACAGCAAAGACUCGGCCAAGGAUCUCAAGCCGCCAUACAGUUACGCUACGAUGAUUGCGCAGGCCAUCUUCUCCAGCGAGGAGGAGAAGCUGACACUGAACAGCAUCUACAACUGGAUCAUGGAUAAAUAUGCCUUCUACCGUCAUUCGCAGAGCGGUUGGCAGAACUCGAUCCGGCAUAAUCUGUCUCUGAACAAGGCUUUCCAGAAAGUUCCCCGUCGUACCGACGAGCCCGGUAAGGGCAUGAAAUGGCAGAUUGCGCCUGAGCACCGGCAGGAGUACUGGAAGAAGCAUCUCCGGAAAGGAACUCAGUCGUCCGCACCGUCGUCGCCUGCCACGAAGGACGGUCCUGCGUUCCGAAAUGCCAACGGGAAUUCCAAUUUCGAGAGCGUCUUCUCUGCCGGCAAGACUUCACCGCAGCAGCCUUCGCCAGGCUUCAGCUCCUUCCCCGUCGCUCCCGUGGAGGCCUAUACCCCAGAGAGAGGCUCGCGUGCUGGUAACCGCGCUGGCGGCCGCGAUCUUCGGAAUAACAACACCACAACUGACUACGAAGAGCCGUCUCCUUUACCCGGUCGCUCGCGGAGCAACACGACUGGACGUACCUAUGGCCUGUCGGACAACGCAGCCAACUCGCCGCCGGUCCUGUCAUCGUCAUACUACGACGACGGCCCCUCGUCCAUGAUCACGCCGGCGCCGCAGCGCCAGCAGCCCCGGCUUCCGCCUCCGAGCACCGCACAGAUCCCGUCCAAGUUCAUGCCGAUGAGCUCGCCGGCGCAGUUCUGGAAGUUUGCCGACAUUGGCAGCACCCCGGCCAGGCCAGUGCCAGACAUGAGCCCGCUGAAGGGUGAGCUGGGUGACGGGCUGGGCGGCAUGCCGAGCAGCAGUCCCCCGCCGCCAAAUUUCACCAGCCCCAGCAAGCCCGGUACAGGAGUUGGUAUGCCUCGAUUGCCGUCGAUCAAGAGGGAUCCUGAAGAGGGACGGGCGGACACGAACGGUGCCGACAAAGAUCAUAGUCGGUCCAAUGGUGGUCCGGGACUGGGGGACGACGAUGAUGACGAAGAUGAGGGUGGUUUUGAUCUCGCAAGGGGUUUCCAGCCUAUUGGCUCGUACCACCGCCAGCUGAGCAGCACCGCGAGAGCGAGCGCAACCACGUCCUAA
Paecilomyces variotii is the source of this 2178-nucleotide messenger RNA. Its product is annotated as forkhead transcription factor Fkh1/2. Gene Ontology annotation, biological process: regulation of transcription by RNA polymerase II. The transcript is spliced from 4 exons. NCBI's taxonomy places the organism in Eukaryota, Fungi, Ascomycota, Eurotiomycetes, Eurotiales, Thermoascaceae. Bases 1 to 2178 code for a protein of 725 amino acids. Gene Ontology annotation, molecular function: protein binding; DNA-binding transcription factor activity, RNA polymerase II-specific; RNA polymerase II cis-regulatory region sequence-specific DNA binding. The record is from RefSeq and is a predicted model, not a curated record.